Messenger RNA from Cryptococcus wingfieldii CBS 7118, 6795 nucleotides. RefSeq names its product serine/threonine-protein kinase ATR. Gene Ontology annotation, cellular component: nucleus. The transcript has 19 exons. NCBI's taxonomy places the organism in Eukaryota, Fungi, Basidiomycota, Tremellomycetes, Tremellales, Cryptococcaceae. The coding region runs from base 1 to 6795 and encodes 2264 amino acids. Gene Ontology annotation, molecular function: protein binding; protein serine/threonine kinase activity. The record is from RefSeq and is a predicted model, not a curated record. Gene Ontology annotation, biological process: protein phosphorylation; DNA damage checkpoint signaling; telomere maintenance.
AUGCCCGCCUCGCCCGCCCCGCCCGCCCCGCCACACAUACAGCGCCUUCUCCCCCGCCUCCUCAAAGAAGGCCUCGCCCCCGGGAACGCACACGGCCAGUCCCGCCCCGGCGAGCUGCUCCACGUGCUGCUCGAACACUGCAUCCUCAAGCCCCUCUCCUCGGGCUCCCCCGUGGAUCCACAGCAAUCCUCAUACACCCUCGCCAUCAUCGACAGACAGACCGCCUCAAAUCCCUCCUAUCUCCUCGACAUCUUCCCCGAUGCCCCCUUCUACCAGUGGCUGCUUCCACGACUCAUAUACAUUGCCUCCAUAUCCCGGCUUCCUCUUUUGGCAGAUGAAGCUUCAGCAGCUGUCGUCAGCGUCAUACGAGGCAUAGCGAGAGAUUCGUCCGAAGCGUCCGACCAAUCCAUCCUAGGGGGGCCAGCAAGGGCAGCACAGAUAUUGGAUAGUAUGAUCUUGUUUUGCCAAGAUAUCCUCGACUAUAGAGACGCAAAACUGUUUCAUUGCCAGUGCCUCCCCAGCAACUGUGCCAGCCUCUUAUGCUCUCUUUCCAUCGUUGUCCAGCUCGACCUCACCUUCUCCACCGCCUUUCAAUCUACUGCCUGCAAUAUGCUAUCGCAAGCAAUCCCUCUGAUACAGACGGAUGAGCUGCAGACGCAAUUCACCAGAGCUGUCACCAGCGCCAUAUCGUCUGGUCGCUUUGAGGGUAUAACCAAGGCCUGCGCUUCUCUUGCGAGCGUGACCUUCUCAAAUGACCUCGAAGGCCAAACAGCUCUGAAGGAUUUCUACAAGAAUAUAUCGCUAGCGCACCCAGAGAUUCGUGUCGAGUUAUGGUGGUGCUUGUACCAGCGAGUCCAUACAUUGGAUAUGACGGACGACUGCGUUGGCUAUCCAGCCAUCAAUCAUCUUUUGACCUCGAUCCCCCCUAGGCUGCCACACUCAUCCAUCCAAGAAGCUCUUGAUUCCGAGGGCAUUAUCAAGAUAUGGCUUGCCAAAGCUCGUGAAAUAGCUGAUAGCACUGGUGAUUCCUCCAAAGAGCAUAGGAUUCAGGCCUUCAGGCGACACGAAACGCACGAAACCGACCUGCCUUCGCUGCCAUCAAAGAAGAGAAAGCGUGAUAACGGCGAGGCGACUGUGCGACAGGAUCUCGAAAAGCUGUAUCCGGAUACAGCAGGCGCGGAGGACCUUGUGGAUAUAUUGCUGCGCCAAGAGGAAUCAUUGGCGCCUCUGGCUCCUAUGAUGCCUCGCAUUGUCUGUGGGCUCGCCGGGGAACAUCGGCAUACUCCUUCAGUCUCGCCUAGGCAGCUGAAACCAAACAUUUUGGAUUUAUGGCUCAAAGUGGCCGUGACUGAUUUGUCAAUGAUGAACGCGCUGGCAGCAAUCUUCAUGCAUACACCAGCUAAAGUCGUCGCGACCAGCAUGCAUAUUGCAGAGCGCGCCGCUAUCAUGGAUGUCAUCAGCAGCGGCUUGCUUGAUUCAGACAGGGGUAUGAGAGUCGCUACUAGUCGAGCGCUAGUUUCCCUAUUUAUUGCUCAAGAUUCACACCCGGAUCCACACGUUGCCAAAAGAAAUCAACAUGGGUAUAUAGAUGCCCUAGUCCCUGUCCUAAAGCCCUUGGCUACCGGAGAAGUGGCUACAUUGGCUCUCGGAGAGAUAGGUCGCUAUGCCGAAGGCGACGCGCUCUGCUCCGUACUACGCCUUCUCUUGGAACAACUUGGGUCGUCCCACGAACACCUAAGGAGUGUCGCCUAUGCUGCUCUGGUGAACCUUGCCAAGGCACGGAAAAAGACGCCCUAUGCUCUUCUGAACCCCUUCCUAGACCGCAUUAGUGUUGUCCUUGCGGAGAGCAUUCAGCGCUCUCCAGAAAUGGUCGCCGAAACCACAUCCUUCCUCAAGUCCAGCCGACAGAUACUCUUCUCUGCGUCGCUCCAGCACGUUGUGCCAGCGCUGGUCUUGUCCCGAAAUCUAGACGCUCUAUCAACGGUGUCCGGGAUCGUCAAACAAAACAUAGGUGUAGCCAUCAUGGACAACAUCGCUCAUGUACUGGCGCAUAUUUUUGUGCACCCUUCCAAGAUCAAUACCACUCUCAACUUUCUCGUCAAAACUAUGCGCUCGAUCACGGAUUCUUCCAUUUCCGUCCAGUCUAUGAUGCGGUCGUGCACCGUUGAUUUCUGUGUGAUACUAGUCAUACAGCUGGGCGAUGAGGAUCCCAAUGUUAGAGAUGCGGCACAGAAGGGUCUCAAGAAAGCCAGAGAGUAUAGUGAAGAGAAGAAAACCUCAAAUCAGGACGUGGGCGCUUUCCUUAAACCUCACAUGGCGGGCAUCAUAUCGCAACUGAACGAUAUGCUGCAUGGGGCUUUGGGGAAGAAAACAGCCUCAGAAAAAUGCAAAAUGAUUCGGAGUCUGGGCGAGUUGAUCAAGAUGGCAGGGGAUUCCAUGACGUCUUUUUCUCCUCAGAUAAUGGCAAGCCUACAAAGCACACUAGGUGUCAAAGAGCUCAGACUAGAGACUCUCAAUACCUGGUUGACCUUUGUGGACACUUUGAGAUUUCGAAACGUCGGCCCCUUUGUCGGUCGAACGACAGGCGCACUUGUCACCAAUUGGCCAAGUUUCGACUCGGAGGCCAAACAAGUGGCAAAAAGGAUAUUGGACCUUAUUGCGUCAAACGCCAAAGAGCUCAAAGAGUUUACAGAUGAGGUCGUGGGCAUGGACCACAUUCCCGAGCUGAGACACGCGGCAGCAACACUGGCCGGGCCCGGAAAGAAAGCCCCUGUGUCAGUGCGGAUAUCCAAAGUCCUGGACAGAGCCGCGAGCAACAAUGUGGCUAUCUCAACAGCAUCGAUGAACGAGCUCAAACGCCUGUUGCUUCAACAUCAAAAUGAUGUGCUCAAGCUCGCGCAAGGAGACACAUUCGACGCCAUCGCCGCCAAGAUAAUGUCUGUUCUCUUCACGGUAGCUACUCGGGAUGGGGAUUACGACGAGUUGAGGGACUUGAGCUAUGAGUGUAUGGGCAUUCUGGGCGCCUUGGAUACCGAUCGACUGGGAUAUCAGUCGGAAAGUGGUACUGUCCUACUCAUGUCCAACUUUAACGACUCGCAAGAGUCAAUCAAUUUUGCGCUACAUCUUGUGCGCGACUUGCUUGUCGAUGCCUUCCGUGCCACAAAUGAUACCGCCCAUCAAACAUAUCUAGCAUUUGCUAUACAAGAGCUACUGCGUUUCUGUGGGUUUACCAUCAAAGUUGUUGCGCAGGACAGCCGGGGGGUCGACCCCCAAAUCCUAGCGCGAUGGGGAGGUUUCCCGAAAGAUCAGUUCGAGACACUUACACCUCUUCUCGAGACUCGAUUUUCUCUGCGAGACUCCACUGCCCGCACCUUUGUCUAUCCGAUAUACGCAUCCACAAAUACGUAUCGGGAAUGGCUCCAGGGAUGGACAACAGACCUGAUAAACAAGGUCAUGUCUAUGCCCGGACAGGGCAGAGCAGAGGCCGAUAGCAAGUCGAUCUUUGGAGUGUUCAAAGGCAUCAUUCUAAAGCACCAAGACGUUACUGUGGCUCACCACAUGCUUCCCCAUCUGGUGUUGAACGUCCUGCUUUCCAACAACCAAUUGUACAACGAUGAGAUUUCUCUCGAGAUCAACACAGUCCUGCAAGAUCAGGUGCAGCCAUCGGGGCCCACUGGGCGACGAUCACUUGCAGCUCAGGUCAUCUUUGACUUGAUGGACCAUCUGAGCAAAUGGCUGCGUCUAAACCGAGUCAAGCCAGACAAAUCGGAGCGCUCAGUCAAGGGAAAACCUGUGGAGCAAGUCCUGAAUAGUAUCGAGACUGAACUCAUGGCACACGCGGCUAUGAACAGCAAAGCGUAUGCGAGGUCACUGAGAAGCUUUGAAGAACGGGUUGUGCAGCUCACACGCGAGGGGCGUGCCCGCGAUGACCUGCAGCAAUAUUACGAAAACCUGCAUCAUAUCUACGCCGAGUUGGACGAGCCUGACGGUAUGGAGGGCGUCUCCACCUUUGUCAUAUCGCCAACAUUGGAGCAUCAGAUCAGAGAGCAUGAAAGUACAGGUAGAUGGACUGCGGCACAGAGCUGUUGGGAGGUGAGAUUGCAACAGUCACCCGAUGAUGUGACUCUCCAUCAUGGGUUGCUCAAAUGUCUUCGAAACCUCGGUCAUUAUGAUACCCUGCGUACCCAUAUCCGAGGCGUACUCAGCCGCCACCCGGAGUGGCGUGCUCCGCUGGUUCAACUCGAGGCAGAAGCAGCGUGGAUCAUUGGGGAUUGGGACACUGUACGGCUGGUAGGCAAAGACUGCCCCCCCAUUGGAAAGGCCUUGCUCGCCCUUCACGAGAACCAAGAUCUUGGGACUGUUCUGAGGCAGGUGAGAAGUGAGGUCGGCAUCGGUAUCACAGGCAAAGGGUACAACUCGGCACAAGAUGCCUUACUCCAACUGCACAUGAUACACGAGAUAUCAAUGAUCAACGAGACUAAAACGCGCAUUGAGACUACCCCUCGCAACGCCAACAGACAGGCAAUUAUCCAGGCAGGGGUGCGAAGUCUCAACAAGGCUCUUGAAGACCGAUUCCACACCACUUCGCCGGCGUUCCGAACACGUGAAGCAAUCCUCAGUGUCCGAAGAACAGCCUACGGAUUGAUGAAUACGCCUUCUCUCAAUCCAGAGAUCGGCGACGCAUGGAUCCUCAGCUCCAAAAUUGCUCGUAAAGCUGGCUACGAGCAGACAGCUUACAGCGCAACCCUUCAGGCUGUAUCAGCUUCAGCGCCUUUCGUAUUUGUGCAGCAAGCGAAACUUCGCCGUGCUCAAGGCAGCGUUCUGAAGGCAUUGACUGAUUUGGAAAAUGCCUUAGCGAGUGAAAAGAGGAAGCUGUCAGGGAAGGGAACCAAUGACGACGAUAUGAAUCAACAGAUCAAGAUGGCAAAGGCUGUACUCUUGAUGGCACGAUGGGCCAACGAAACGGACAGAUUUGAACUGAACGAGAUCAUCACGAGGUACAAGGAGGCAAUCAACUUUUGCGACAACCUAGAGUCGCCCUACUAUCAUUUUGGUCAUUUCUACGACUCUUUACCAGGAGAAACACAGGAGAACACUGUCUUCAAAUACCACACAGUCCUCAUGUAUUCAAAGGCAUUGCGCUACGGCGUCAAAUAUAUAUUUCAAACCAUGCCUAGGAUGCUUACCAUCUGGCUUGACCUGGGUGAGACGACUGACACGAGAAAAGACAAAUACGUCAAAAGUAUACAUGAUACUAUCCGCAAGGCCGCGAGGGAAUUACCUCCUUAUCAAUUCUUCAUGGCUUUCCCUCAAAUCGUUUCUCGGAUCAUGCACCCCGACCCCAACGUGUUCAAAGAGCUUCGCGAAAUCAUGGUCCGAGUUCUUUGCCAAUAUCCUCAACAAGCCUUGUGGCCAAUGGUGGGGGUCAUGCAGUCCAAUCAGAUUGAGAGAAAGAAUAUGUGCCGGAAAGUGCUGGACAAGGCAAUCACCAUCGCCAAAGCCGUCCAGGACGCAGAUGCUUUCUGCAGCACCUUGCUGCGAUUGGCUGAUCAUCCGCCAGAUGACAAGAAAUACAAAUCUCUCAAGAAUGAUUUCCCUUAUGUCCUCAGGGUGCUCCCUUCCACAAUGAUAUUACCCCUACAGGAUGCUCUCACAUGCCCGCUGCCCACUUCCUCCGAUACAGUUCAAACCCACACGCCCUUUCCUUCCGAACCCAUCGAGAUCAAGAACAUUGCGGAUCGAGUAGAGAUGAUGUCUUCUCUGGUGAAGCCCAAGAAGCUCAUGUUCAUUGGAAGCGACGGCAAGGAGUAUCCAUUCUUGUGUAAGCCACACGACGAUCUCCGCAAGGAUGCUCGUUUGAUGGAUCUCAACUCGAUGAUCAAUAAACUGUUAAAGAGAGCUUCGGAGUCUCGAAAGCGUCAGCUUUAUGUUCGGACUUAUGCUGUCAUGCCACUCAACGAGGAGUGCGGUCUCCUGGAAUGGGUAGCAAACACGGCUCCUUUUAAAAGUAUUCUAGAGAAAUGCUACGCCCGAUACGGGAAACGAGUCUGGGUAAGUGAUGUUGAUCUCAUGCUAACAAAGCUGAUUCAUCAUCUGCGCUCCAGUACGGUGAUCAUCAAACGGCCAUGGGCAAUGCACGCAAGCAAAAUCUGGACGCGUUACCAACCGACACGGUUCAACGAGUGGUUUUUGACAACAUGGCCCGAACCUUCCGCAUGGAUGGCCAGCCGUUCAGCCUAUAGUCGCACGCUUGCUGUUAUGUCAAUGAUAGGCUAUGUUCUUGGCCUCGGAGAUAGGCAUGGUGAAAAUAUCCUUUUUGAUGGCCUCACUGGCGAUACCGUCCAUGUUGAUCUGAAUUGUCUGUUUGAAAAGGGGGCUACGUUUGAAAUCCCGGAGCGGGUUCCCUUCCGGCUGACUCAGAAUCUUGUGGGCGCGUUGGGUGUUACGGGGGUUGAAGGCGUGUACCGCAAGGCCGCUGAAAUAACCUUGGACAUCCUUCGCUCCAAUAGCGAUUCCCUGAUGAGUGUCUUGGAGGCGUUUGUGCAUGAUCCGCUGGUCGAAUGGGCACGUUCCGGCCGUGGUAAGAAAAGUGCCGAGAAGGAUGUCCGUGAUAUCCGUCACUCUGCCGACAGGAACCUCCGACCUAUCAAAAGGAAGCUUCGGGGCAUCAUGAAGGAAAAGGACGACAAGAACACGGUGCUCUCCGUCCCCAGCCAGGUCGACUAUCUGAUCAAAGAGGCAACGUCUCCAAACAAUCUCGGUCUGAUGUAUCUCGGUUGGGCUCCUUGGUUGUAA